Messenger RNA from Nezara viridula (southern green stink bug), 1562 nucleotides. The record is from the annotation of a GenBank genome assembly. Lineage: Eukaryota; Metazoa; Arthropoda; Insecta; Hemiptera; Pentatomidae.
CUUACAUAAUGACAUUGAAACUUCAUUGCUAUCUCACACAUUGGUGAGAAGUGUUUGAGGUUAUAAUCAGGCAGAUAAUUUAAAUGCCAUAUAAGUCCUUUACAUCAAAAGUUUUUAGUUAAUAGUUAUUUGCACUAAAAAAAAUCCAAGAAGUCAAUAUUUAUUUUUGAGGUUUCAGUCAAAUCAUGGAAACUUUCAAUAAAACAUUCCGGCUGUUCUUAAGGAAUUUUCUUACGAAGAAAUUAGACAAUGUUUCGAGGCAAAUGUCGAGCUCCACAGAGCUCAUAGCUAAAGAAAAGAGAUAUAAUGCCAACAAUUAUGCUCCACUACCAGUUGUAAUAUCUAGAGGUCAAGGAGCAUAUAUGUGGGAUGUAGAUGGAAAAAAGUAUAUAGACUUCUUAGCUGCAUUCGCUACCUUAAACUUGGGCCAUGCGCAUCCAAAAGUAUUGAAUGUUUUAAUAGAACAAGCAAAAGUAUUGUCACAUACUUCAAGAGCAGUCCAUAAUGAUGUUCUUCCACAGUUUGCAGAAUAUGUCACAAAAUAUUUUAAUUAUGAUAGAGUUCUUGCCAUGAAUACAGGAGUUGAAGGAGCAGAGACUUCGCUUAAAAUUGCACGGAGAUGGGGUUAUAGGAAGAAAAAUAUUCCAGAGAAUCAAGCUGUUGUGGUAUUUGUGGAAAAGAACUUCUGGGGUCGUACUUUAUCUGCCAUUUCAACUUCUAAUAACCCUGUAGCCCAUGACCAUUAUGGACCGUACAUGCCCGGCUUUCAAAUUAUACCAUACAACGAUGUGGACAGUUUGGAGGCAGCUUUAAAAAACCCCAAUGUAUGUGCUUUCAUGGUAGAGCCCAUCCAAGGGGAAGCAGGUGUUAUUGUUCCUAAUGAUGGCUAUUUAAAAGAAGUUAGGAGGUUAUGUACCAAAUAUAAUGUGCUGUGGAUAGCUGAUGAGAUUCAGACAGGCCUCGGCAGAACAGGAUCUCUUCUUGCAGUCGAUUACGAAAAUGUUAAACCAGAUAUUUUAAUAAUUGGAAAAGGGCUUGGAGGAGGAUUCAUCCCAAUUUCAGGUGUCUUGUCGAGUGAUGAAAUCAUGAGUGUAUUGACACCUGGCAGUCAUGGAUCCACAUUUGGUGGAAAUCCUCUUGCUGCAAAAUUAGCAAUCGCAACGUUGGAAGUAAUAAAAGAAGAAGGUGUAGUGGAAAAUUCUCGAGUUUUAGGAGAAAAGUUCAGAAAAGAAUUGCGAAAUCAGUUAGCGGAAGAUGUCAUUCCCAUCGUAAGGGGGAAAGGUCUCAUGAAUGCAAUAACUGUCAACCCUAGAUAUGGUUCUGCAUUGGAUCUCUGUUUAAUAAUGAUGGAUUUAGGUUUAAUAACGAAACCUUGUGAUGAUAGCACGGUAAGGUUGACACCGCCAUUGAUUAUGACAGAAACAGAUAUAAAUAAAGGCAUUGAAAUAACAGUAAAAGCUGUUGAUCGUUUAAAACAGAAUGCAAAAUAGUACUUAUUUUGAAGAAAUACAUGUAAUGAAAUAUUUUAUUUUUAAUUGCGUUUCUUUCAAAUAAAAAUUGUU